Funneliformis mosseae is the source of this 465-nucleotide messenger RNA. The record is from the annotation of a GenBank genome assembly. NCBI's taxonomy places the organism in Eukaryota, Fungi, Glomeromycota, Glomeromycetes, Glomerales, Glomeraceae.
UUAGAUAGUAUGCUUAAAGAAACAUUAAGAGUAUAUGCCGGUGUAUUACCACAUAAAUUAAUAUCCCCGUAUUAUACUUUUUCAAGCGGACAUCAAGUUCCAAAAGGUCGAAACGUUUAUAUUCGUGUACAUGACAUUCAUAAUGAUGAUAAUUUAUAUGGUCAAAAUUCGAAAGAAUUUGAUGCAUUCCGACAUUUGAAAAGUAAAUCGCCUGCGUCACGUAUUGAAAAGAAUUUCUUAACGUUCGGUAAUGGUAAACAUGCUUGUCCGGGACGUUUUUUUGCGGUAAACGAAAUUAAAGUUGCUUUGCAUCACUUAUUAUUGAAAUAUAAUAUUCGAAAAGUUGGCGAUGGAAAAAUUAAACCAAUAAUUAUGGGACCUAUGAUGUUUCCAAAUCAAGAAGGGAUAAUAUUUGAAAAGAAAAAGACCAUUGUUAAAGAUGGUUAUAAAAAUGAGCAAGGUUAA